UUUCUCACCCCUCUGCCCACAGCUUCUACACCACCAUAGCUGGUUUUUAUUUCUUGAAUCGGUUCUUUCUCCAUGGCGGUCCGGCGUCACUUUGUGCGUCUCAUGAGCCCUGCUCUGUUGCUAUUGGUAUUUCUACUGUUUUUCCAAGCUAUAGGUGGCGGCCGUGCUCUCAGGCUGGACCCGUGGGAGUCCCGGAUUCGAAUGCCCACGCAGGAGGAUGAUGAACCGGAAGAAGCCGGCACGAGAUGGGCCGUUCUCGUGGCCGGUUCGUCCGGCUAUGGAAAUUAUAGGCAUCAGGCUGACGUAUGCCAUGCAUAUCAGCUGCUGAGAAAAGGUGGGGUGAAGGAGAAAAACAUAGUGGUGUUUAUGUACGAUGAUAUUGCUGCACACGAAUUGAAUCCCAGGCCGGGAGUCAUCAUCAACCAUCCGCAAGGUGAUGACGUGUACGCUGGAGUGCCGAAGGAUUACACUGGUGAGAAUGUAACUGCAGAAAAUCUGUUUGCUGUACUUCUUGGUAACAAAAAAGCAUUGAAAGGUGGAAGUGGGAAGGUUGUAGAUAGCAAACCCAAUGACAGGAUCUUUUUGUACUACUCUGAUCAUGGAGGCCCUGGUGUUUUAGGGAUGCCAAAUAUGCCUUUCCUUUUUGCGAUGGAUUUUAUAGAGGUUUUGAAGAAGAAACAUGCAUCUGGAACCUACAAAGAGAUGGUUAUUUAUGUUGAAGCAUGCGAGAGUGGGAGCGUCUUUGAAGGCAUAAUGCCCAAAGAUCUAAACAUUUAUGUGACGACGGCAUCGAAUGCACAAGAGAGUAGCUAUGGAACUUAUUGUCCUGGGAUGGAACCUUCUCCACCUCCAGAGUACAUCACUUGCUUGGGGGACUUAUAUAGUGUAGCUUGGUUGGAAGACAGUGAGACACACAAUCUCAAAAAGGAAACAGUACAACAACAAUAUCAAUGGGUAAAGAAGCGAACUUCCAAUUUCAACAAUUACAAUGCUGGCUCCCAUGUGAUGCAAUAUGGAAAUGAAAGCAUCAAAGCUGAGAAGCUUUAUUUAUACCAAGGUUUCGACCCUGCCACUGUGAACUUCCCUCCAAAUGGCCCCCUUGAUAUGCCCAUGGAAGUUGUGAACCAGAGAGAUGCAGAGCUUUUCUUCCUGUGGCAGUUGUACAAAAAAUCAGAAAAUGGGUCGGAGAAGAAGAGAGAAAUCCUGAAGCAGAUAACAGAGACAAAGAGACACAGAGAUCACUUAGAUGGCAGCAUGGAUUUGAUUGGAACAUUCCUAUAUGGACCUCAAAGAGGUUCGUUCAUCCUUAAUUCUGUGAGAGAAUCUGGUAUGCCUCUUGUUGAUGACUGGGGAUGCUUGAAGUCAACGGUUCGGUUGUUUGAAACAUAUUGUGGGUCUUUGACACAAUAUGGCAUGAAACACAUGCGUGCUUUCGCCAACAUUUGCAAUAGUGGUGUUUCUCAGGCGGUAGUGGAGGAAGCUUGUAUGGAUGCUUGUAAUGGCAGUGACCGGGGCGACCACUUGCAUCCUUCCAAUCGAGGUUAUAGUGCUUGAUUUCAGGAUAAAUGGCAGUCUUAGAUAUGUGAUAGAAAGUGCUACACUUUCAAAAAUGAUAGUUAUGCUUGGUUUUUUUUUUCUCUUUUAUAGUAUAUGUACAUUGUGAAUAAUGCUAUAUAGCACGCUCCUAUUUUACCUUAUUUCAUUAGGUUUAUGUAAUAUGAAUCAAUCUUGGUUUUAAAAGAAAAUUUCAAAGGA
Corylus avellana is the source of this 1755-nucleotide messenger RNA. It is a transcript of the gene BETA-VPE, whose product is annotated as beta vacuolar processing enzyme. Gene Ontology annotation, molecular function: cysteine-type endopeptidase activity. Lineage: Eukaryota; Viridiplantae; Streptophyta; Magnoliopsida; Fagales; Betulaceae. Gene Ontology annotation, biological process: vacuolar protein processing. The record is from RefSeq and is a predicted model, not a curated record.